Messenger RNA from Protopolystoma xenopodis, 375 nucleotides. The record is from the annotation of a GenBank genome assembly. NCBI's taxonomy places the organism in Eukaryota, Metazoa, Platyhelminthes, Monogenea, Polystomatidea, Polystomatidae.
AUGAGGCUUCUUGGUUUCCAUGUGCGUCGACUUCGACUCCCUCACGCAUAUCUCCUUCACUAUAUGCAGGCUCUACUACAUUGGCUCGGUAAGGGCGUUGCCCAUCAGAUAGUUCAACCGCCCGUGGCCGCAACAGCAGCAGGUGCAGUCCCAGGCUCAUGUGGGCCUCCGCCCGUCGGCAGCAUGGCAUUAGCUCGUUUACCCGGUUUAGCUUGGGCUCUUCUGGCUGAUUCAUACCAGGCUCCUUUAUGUUUAGCCUUUGCUCCAGAUCACAUUGCAGUCGCUAUUUUGCACCUGGCGCUCCGGAUUGCUGGUGUCGAAGUUCCAGGAAACCGACAUUCUGAGUUGGCAUGGUGGCAAGUAAAUACAUUUUGA